AUGUCUAAUAUUGCUUAUUUCACAUUAAAACAAUUUAUAAAAAGAGCAAUAUCAGAUGAUUUAGAAGAUUCACCAGAUUUAUCACAACCAGAUGAUGAUAAUUUAGAAGAAUCAAAUCCUGUAGAAAAUGAAAUUUUUAGUUCUUGGGCUUUAUUUAUAUUAUUAUUUUUAUUAAUGUCAGCAUUAUGGUCAUCAUAUUUUUUACAACAAAGAAGAAUAAAAGCUAUUCAUGAAACUGUUUUAUCAAUAUUUUGUGGUAUGAUUGUUGGAUUAAUUAUAAGAUUAAGUCCUGGACAUUAUAUACAAGAUGCUGUUAAAUUUAAUAGUGAAUAUUUUUUUAAUAUUUUAUUACCACCAAUUAUAUUAAAUUCUGGUUAUGAAUUACAUCAAGCUAAUUUUUUUAGAAAUAUUGGUAGUAUUUUAACAUUUGCAAUUCCAGGAACUUUUAUAUCUGCUUUAGUUGUUGGUAUAAUAAUAUAUAUAUGGACAGCUAUAGGAUUAGAUAAUGUUAAAUUAGAAUUUGUUGAUGCUUUAGCCGUGGGGGCAACAUUAUCAGCUACAGAUCCAGUUACAAUUUUAUCAAUUUUUAAUGCUUAUAAAGUUGAUCCAAAAUUAUAUACUAUUAUAUUUGGAGAAUCUUUGCUUAAUGAUGCUAUAUCUAUUGUUAUGUUUGAAACUUGUCAAAAAUUUCAUGGUCAACCAGUUAAAUUUUCUUCAUUUUUUGAAGGUAUUGGAUUAUUUUUAAUGACUUUUACAAUUUCAACUAUAAUUGGAAUGUUAAUUGGAGUAAUGGUUGCAUUAAUUUUAAAACAUUCUCAUAUUAGAAGAUAUCCACAAAUUGAAACUUGUCUUGUUUUAUUAUUUGCUUAUCAAUCUUAUUUUUUUUCAAAUGGUGCUCAUAUGUCAGGUAUAGUUUCAUUAUUAUUUUGUGGUAUAACAUUAAAACAUUAUGCUUAUUAUAAUAUGUCAAGAAGAACUCAAAUUGCAACAAAAUAUAUUUUACAAUUAUUGGCUCAAUUAUCUGAAAAUUUUAUUUUUAUUUAUUUAGGUUUAUCAUUAUUUACAGAAGUUGAAUUAGUUUUUAAACCUUUAUUAAUUAUUGUUGCAUUUAUAUCAAUAUGUAUUGCAAGAUGGUCAUCAGUUUUCCCAUUAUCAAGAUUUUUAAAUUGGCUUUAUAAAGCAAGAAUUGAAAAAUAUUCUGGUUUAAAUUCUAAUAGUGGUAGUGGUGGUGGAAUUUCUUCAUCAAGUUUACCUGAUGAAAUAAGUCAUUCUUAUCAAAUGAUGAUUUUUUGGGCUGGAUUAAGAGGUGCAGUUGGUGUUGCAUUAGCUAUGGGUUUUAAAGGUGAAGCUAAAUGGACUUUAUUAGCAACUGUUUUAGUUGUUGUUGUUUUAACAGUUAUAUUAUUUGGUGGUACAACUGCAUCAAUGUUAGAAAUUUUAGGUAUUAAAAUAGGAUGUAUUGAUGAUUCUGCAGAUUCUGAUGAUGAAUUUGAUAUUGAAGCUCCAAGAUUACCAAUUCAUUCUGCUACAAUGUCACCACAAAAUAUUUUAGGUAAUAGAAGAUUUAUGAAAAAUUCUUCAAUAAAUCCAUUUGAAGAUAAUAUAGCAAGUAGUAGAAAUUCUUCAGCAAAUAAUUUAUUAGAUUCUGAAUCAAAUCCAAAUAUUAUUUUAGGAGAUGAUGAAGCAGAUUAUAUUGGAUCAGAUGUUGAUGAUUUAAUAUCAGAAACUCAACAAAAUAUAAAAAAUAAUAAUAAUAACCAAAAUAAUAAUAAUAUACUAAAUGGAGAUAAAGGAAUGUUGGGAGCAAUAUUAAGUGCAGAAGAACAUGCAAAAUGGUUUACAAGAUUUGAUGAAGAAGUUUUGAAACCUGUUUUAUUAGAUACUUUACCAAGUAGUCAAUCAAGUACAAAUAAUAAUAGUAAUAUUAAUCUAAGUAAUAAUAAUAAUAGAAGGGACUAA
Lodderomyces pseudojiufengensis is the source of this 1959-nucleotide messenger RNA. It is a transcript of the gene NHX1, whose product is annotated as bifunctional K:H/Na:H antiporter. Gene Ontology annotation, molecular function: sodium:proton antiporter activity. The transcript has a single exon. The coding region runs from base 1 to 1959 and encodes 652 amino acids. The record is from RefSeq and is a predicted model, not a curated record. Gene Ontology annotation, biological process: vacuolar acidification; proton transmembrane transport; sodium ion transport. Lineage: Eukaryota; Fungi; Ascomycota; Pichiomycetes; Serinales; Debaryomycetaceae. Gene Ontology annotation, cellular component: early endosome; late endosome; fungal-type vacuole membrane.